Messenger RNA from Microthlaspi erraticum, 906 nucleotides. NCBI's taxonomy places the organism in Eukaryota, Viridiplantae, Streptophyta, Magnoliopsida, Brassicales, Brassicaceae. The record is from the annotation of a GenBank genome assembly.
AUGAAAAGCCGAGAGAGAAAGGUUAAGUACACGGUUCACCGGCGAAUCACCUCCCUAACGGAAAAACCGUUCAACGGCUUCCCCAAGGUUGUGAAAAUAACAGUGACUGACCCAUGCGCCACUGAUUCCUCCAGCGAAGAGGAAAACGACGUGUCUCCGGCGAAGACGGCGAGGGUGAAACGCUAUGUGGAAGAGAUCAGGUUUCGCGACGGGGAUGGAUCUGCGAAACGCGAAAAACCGGCGAGAAGAGCGACGGUUAAGCCGGUGGAGAACGUUGACGAUGAUGGAUCGGUGAAGCCUGUGAAGUACAGAGGAGUGAGACAACGGCCUUGGGGGAAAUUCGCCGCCGAGAUUCGUGAUCCUUCGACGCGUACACGAAUCUGGCUUGGGACGUUUGCGACGGCGGAGGAAGCUGCUAUUGGUUACGACAGAGCCGCGAUUCGAAUCAAAGGAAGUAACGCGUUGACGAAUUUUCUCACUCCUCCUUCUAGUCCUCCUCCGGUGCCGGAAACUCCGGUGAUCGACCUUGAAACGGUCUCCGGUUGCGAUUCGGCGAGAGAUUCUCAAACCAGCCUCUGUUCUCCGACUUCCGUUCUCCGGUUUAAUCGGAACGAGGAAACAGAGUACAGAGCAGAGCCCGUCCUCAAGCUCUCGUCGGCCGAGUCAAAGCUCGUUGAAGAGGAAACUCCGGCGAGUUCGUUAUCGGAUCCGUUUUUCUUGCCGGAGCUGUUUCGCGCCGGGGAUUGUUUAUGGAAUUCCGAAAUUGCCCCUGACCCUUUGUUUUUAGACGAAAUCUCUAAUUACGAUUCUGGUUUAUCGGAGAGUUUUCCGUUAAGCGUGAUCGGCGAUUUCAAUUCUUGCUCAUGGGAUGUUGAUGAGUUUUUUCAAGAUCAUUUGUUGGAUUGA